AGGUAAAUUUUCCAUGCAUUCUUCAACAGAGUUUGAUACAAAUAAAAAACCAUUGAUGUCUAACGCUGAAUUUCAAGCUUUUGUUAUAAGUUCACUAUCUAAACUUAAGUUUGAAAUCAGUAGUAUGAGUUCUACUAUUCAUGCAAAUUAUAUAUCCUCUGAAGCAUUUUAUAAAAAUGUUGGAAAUUCAACUUCUUUAAAUUUGUCAAAUAACAUUCAACAGUCUCUGGAUAUAAGUGAAAUAUUUCCCAUAAAUACAGAAGAUCAAUUAAAAAAAUUUGAUGACAAGUUAAAAUCAAACAAUGAUUUUAAAUUAAAUGUGAUGGCCAAAUUGUCUUUAUUUGUUGGCAUUAAAAAUGUUGGCGAUAGUGUACGUCGUUUGAUGUCUAGAAUGUUUUCUGAUGAAUUACUUCAAAAUUAUUCUCUACUGGGGUUUAAGAAGAAAAAUAGAUUUUCUAAUUUCUUGGUCUACCGUCUUGUUCUAGAUGUCAUUAGAGUUCAACCGAAAUUCAGCUCUACUCUUGACAAAGAAAUUGAUGUACCAAUAUCCACUUGGCUCUCUCAUGCAAAAUUCCGUAUUAAAGAUAAAAAUAUUUAAAAAUUUUAAGUAGUUCAAUAAGUGAUUGAUAUUUUAAAACUAUAUUAUUUUUAUUUUGAUAUGUAUAAAUUAACAAUUAGGUAAAAAGGUAACCUACA
This is a messenger RNA of Aphis gossypii (cotton aphid), 696 nucleotides long. RefSeq lists its product as uncharacterized. The record is from RefSeq and is a predicted model, not a curated record. Bases 14 to 598 code for a protein of 194 amino acids. The transcript has 4 exons. Lineage: Eukaryota; Metazoa; Arthropoda; Insecta; Hemiptera; Aphididae.